Molecule: messenger RNA, 2013 nt
Organism: Brassica oleracea var. oleracea
Lineage: Eukaryota; Viridiplantae; Streptophyta; Magnoliopsida; Brassicales; Brassicaceae
Product: bromodomain and WD repeat-containing protein 1
Exons: 3
Coding region: 199-1935 (578 amino acids)
Molecular function (GO): protein binding
Source: RefSeq, a predicted model, not a curated record
UGUAUUUAUAAAUGAGAUGAGAGAAGAGAGCACGAAACAAUAGCGAGCGAGGAAGACAAGAAAGCAACAAUACAAAGUAUAGAUAAAAUAAUAAUUAUAAUAUCAAAGAGAAAGAAAGAAUAAAAAUCCCUAAAACUGCGAGCGUUUUUCGUUAACGGGAGAGAGAUGAGUCUCUAAAAAACCAAAUAUCAUGGAACCAUGACGAAGGAAGAAGCAGCAGCAUCGUAUAGCAUGAACGAUAUCUGCAGUAACGAUCACAAUAUUGACGAUAACAACAACACUAAUCUAAAGCAGCACGAGGGGCGAGCAUGGGGCACGUGUGAGGAGCUGUUAUUGGCAUGCGCCGUUAAGCGACACGGGUUUUGUGACUGGGACUCCGUCGCCGCGGAGGUUCGAACCCGGACCUCUCUCUCCGCCGUCUUUCUCUCCGCUGAUGAUUGCAGGCAGAAGUAUCGGGAUCUCCAGCGUCGGUUCAAGGAAUCCGCCGACGGUGAUAACGAUGCGGCGGAGGAGGAGGAGGGAGGGAACGAUAUCCCGUGGCUGGAAGAGCUGCGUAGCCUCCGUGUGGCGGAGCUCCGUCGUGAGGUUGAACAGUACGACGUUUCGAUACUAUCGCUUCAGUUGAAGGUUAAGAAGCUAGAGGAGGAGAGAGACGGCGGCGAGAAACUAGAUCUGGUGGAAGAAGAAGAAGAGAGGAAACGAGAGAGAUCGGAGAACGACGGCGGUGAGAAGGCGGAGGAGUCCGAACGGGAAAACAGGUCGAUGAACGAGUCUAACUCGACGGGCUCCGGCGAGAAAACCGUCGGAGAAGAAGAACCGGGACGGACUCGCGGUGAUGAUCUAGAUCCCGAUCCGGUUAACACUGCGGAGGAAGGAUCGGGAGCGAGCGACUCGGGCGAGUUGGGCGAGUCAGGGACGUCGGGGAGGAAGUGGAAAAGGAAACGACGGAAAGAUAGUGACGGAGAGAUUAGAUCGGCGGCGAGUGAAUCACAGCCAUUGAUACGUCUUCUUGAUUUGAUUCGGUCCCAUCCGCGGGGAUCUUUGUUCGAACGCCGGGUUCGAAGCCAGGAGACAACGGAUUACAAGAGCUUGGUUAAGCAACAUUUGGACAUUGAGACAAUACAGAGAAAGCUGACGCAAGGAUCUUAUGAUUCUUCAAAGCUCACUUUUUACAGAGAUCUUCAGCUUCUCUUCGCUAAUGUGAUUGUGUUCUUCCCUUCAUCUUCUUCGGAAUCAAUGGCUGCUCAUGAACUAAGAGCCAUUGUCUCUGAAGAAAUGAGGAAAGAGAGCGGGAAAUCGAGUCCCCGGUUGUUUAAAGCAUCACCAGGUAUGACCAGUAUCAAAGCAGAAGCUGCUGAGACAUCAGAACAGAAGUCUUCAGCUCCACUUGUCGUUUGUAAGAGGAGAAGAUUUGUUUCCGCUAAGGCUAAGGCCUCUCCAUCAUCGUCAAGCUUUAGCCAGAAGGAGGAGACAAAAGAAGAGAUGUUAUCAGAGGAGAAUGAGAACGUCGAGACUGGUGGAAGAAGCUCGAAAAGAACAGCUAACAAUACAAAGACGGGCAAAGGGAAGAACAAACAGAAAGAGGCGGAGGAGGCGAAAACGGAGAGGAAGGUGGUGGUUUCAUCAGAUAAGAAGAAGAGCGUGGCUGACUUCUUGAAGAGGAUAAAGAAGAGCUCUCCGCAAAAGGAAGAUAAAGAUCAGAACAAGAGUAAGAAGGAGAGUAAACCGAAACCAAGAGAACUUAGAAGCAACAAUGUGGGUAAAAAGAAGAAGGCUGAGGUGGAGAAUGCUGCUACUCCGGCGAAAAGAGCUCCUGGAAGACCACCGCAGAAGAAAAAUGUGGAGGCGGUUGCGACCGCCUCAGGGAAACGAGGUAGGGAAAGUGGAAGCACAGGAAAGGACAAUAAACAGCCAAAGAAAAGAAGCAGGAGAUGAUGUAGCGUUAAGUAUUGUAUAUCAAUAGAAUUAUGUUUUGGGUUGUUCUUUCUCAAUCUUAGUUAUGGAUUAGGUUAA